CAGCUCGUCGCCACUUCUCGUUUAUCUAUUCGCCGUACUCGUCGUUUCAUCGAACUGUAUAUUCGAAGUGAGUAAAUCCUCGAGUAGACCACGAUUUAAGAUAUGACUGUUGGUUGUUUCUGCCGUUCUACAAUCGAUUGCAAUUAAAUUUCGUAAAUAAUAGCUAACUAAUCGGUCACGCGUUCCAGUAGAGGGGAGUAGAGGGGGUGUGAUACAUUCAAGAAGUUGUAGUUGGCGAUAGUUACUGUUUGGUAGUCCCUCUGAGGCUACGGACGUUCGCCCGAGGACACAGGUCAAACUGUGGACGGCGAGCCAACUCCUAUCCUAUCCUAGACUAACGAACUAGGACUAACUAACGAACUAACUUGUCUUUAUUUUUCAGAGAAGUUGGAGAAGUACUAGAUAGAUGUGUAAUCACGACCAGCGCAACUAAUCUCAGUUUAUAUGGAGGACUGAGUUUGUUCUAUCACCAAAUUUAUGGAGGAUCUCAAUUACACUUAAAGGGCUCUGCUUUCACGGAAAAUUUAGAACAGCUAAAUCUUACAAUUUUUUUUGAGCUAGUUGAAUACGAACAAGAUGUCUCUCUCCUCGCGAAUGGUUUCUCCUUCUUUGCACCCUCCUUCUCUGCCGAAAGGCGAUUGGCAUGUUUUCCGCUAUCACGACCUCCCUGGAAAUGUGAACUCAAUCAUCUUCUACGAGGAGUGGCCAUCUUCUUCUUCAAACACAUGUCCACCCGGUGCUGCACCACGACAGGCAGGAGCAGGAGUACAACUAGAAGUGGCCUCUUCAGAUCAAGAUCGUGAUGUGCGGGAACUGUUAUACUCGGUGCUGCGGAUUCCGCCUACCCUGUUGCUGGUGUUGAAGACCUGUCCGCAGACCGGCUACGAGGAAGAAGUUGAUGACGAAGAAGUGUUGCCUUUAGGGGAAUACAGUAGUCGGAUUUCUAGUAUCUUCGCCAAUUCUAGCUGUACUAGUGAAGAAGAUGGAGGAGGAGAAGAAGUUAUGUGCUGGCUGGGAUUAUUUAUAAGUAGGAAAGCACAACUAGCUUUGAUAUUGAGAUUUUGUGAGUAUGCUGAUUUUUUCGACAGUAAAUGACGGCUUGCGCUGCUGCUCAGGUACUUAUUACUGAUCUAGGUAGCUUAAAUAUCUCUCUUCUAGCACUCCUGUUCUCUCCGCUUCAUUACAGCCCACUCAAAUCUGAGUAUACUACUUCUGAGCACAACACUUUUUCCUUUCAUAGAGCAAGGUGAUGCGGCCUUUCCAAAUCUGAGAUACUACUUCUGAGCACAACACUUUUUCCUUUCAUAGAACAAGGUGAUGCGGCCUUUCCAAUCUGAGUAUACUACUUCUGAGCACAACACUUUUUCCUUUCAUAGAACAAGGUGAUGCGGCCUUUCCAAUCUGAGUAUACUACUUCUGAGCACAACACUUUUUCCUUUCAUAGAACAAGGUGAUGCGGCCUUUCCAAAUCUGAGUAUACUACUUCUGAGCACAACACUUUUUCCUUUCAUAGAACAAGGUGAUGCGGCCUUUCCAAUCUGAGUAUACUACUUCUGAGCACAACACUUUUUCCUUUCAUAGAACAAGGUGAUCCGGCCUUUCCAGAAGAUCCGGCUUUGCGUGUCGUUUUUCGGAGUCCUCGCGUCUACCGAAGUCACAUUCUAGACCGGAUCGCGGUUGCUUGGACGAUUCAAGCAUGGAAGAAUCGAGAAGGGAUCCAAGACUGGGACCUCCUGACUUCGAAACCGUUGCCCAGAAGCGUUGAGGAUGCAGGGAUCGAAGAAAUGCUGUCGAUGCUGGAAAAAUGUAGUAUUCUUAAGGCUACAAUAAUGAAUCGAACCAUUCUUGAGCAGGCCAGCGGCCAGCCAAAGCUUGGUCCCGUUUUUAAAGGGAAAGCGAUGGUGCUCCUGAUGUUUUUAAAGGGAAAACGAUGCUCCUGAUGCUCCUGCUCCUGAUGCUAUGGAUUUACGCUACCUCUAAUAUUCAUGACCAAGUGGGAAAUAGCAAGCUAACAACUUCUAGUAGUUCUACAACUACAUUUUCCGCCAAAGUCCAGGACUCUCCUGACCUACAGGCUAGAAAGUUCAGUUACAGGGCAACUAUGCACGAAGAAAUAGAAGGUCCAGGUGAAGAGCAGUACUCUUUUGCUGAGGCGUAUCCACUACGCACUGAACUAUUACAGGCUCUGAACGCUUUGGGCCUGGAAUUCUGUAGAGCGUGGGCUUAUACUGAGUACGUUGUUGAAGAAAUUAUAGAAGAUGAUGCUGGUCAAGGUUCUUUUUGUCUUGAUCAAGGAGGCGGUAAAAUUCGAUCGAAAAUCUCAUCUGGUAGCAGCUUUGAUUCUUCUUCUUCGAUUAGUACGAGCCGUAAUAGUUGUAGUACUAGAAAAACUUCUUUCUCAACGAGAGGAACACCGACAGCAACAUCCUGUACUUUUAAGGCUACUAACUUGUGAGGAAAUUCAUCUUCCCACCAUCUUGGGGGGCCCGUUUUUUAGGGGAAAACUAAAACGGGCACCAAGUAGAUGCGGCUCAAGAUGGUUCUGUUCUGCUAGUUCUAACUCUUCUUCUGCUCUCUCAUCCUCUUCCUCUCGGACGAGCAGGGUCAGGGGGAUAUCUUCGCUGGAAUCGAUUGCAGAUAUUGAUGAAGAGGACGACUCUGCUUGUUUCAGAGAAGACGACUCUACUUCUGAAGUGUUUCUUCCAAUUAUCUGCUCUCCUGCCGAGGUACUUUUUUCGCCAAGAACUUCACAGAAGUAUAGCAUUGGAGGAUCAGGAUCAGACACAGGAGCACUUAAACACUGCAAAAAUGCGACCUCUAGCUACAACGCCGAUUCAUCCUCUUCCGCAAGGCCUACUCCAGUUGCUAAAAUUAAGGACUCUUGGAAGUUGAACACGACUCUACUACGUGUGCAUAAGAAGUAUCUAUGAGGACUUUUUCUCAACAAUUCGGAAAGUGAGUCAUAGGUUAUAAGUACUACGCCUGGUAGAUUGUAUUAAGGGUUUCCGAAUUACAUCCCUCACUACCAUCCUUGGCUCCUUUUCAAGGGGGAAAUGGGUCAAGGAUGUUCUGAAGAAUGCAAUUCGGAAACCUCUAAUUGUACUUAUAGUUGUCAACUUGCAGCUUUUGCUACCAACUGCUUCUAAAAAUGAGAAGAAAAAGCUUCAUUGGUGUACUCUCCGCAUCGUCUGCGAAAACGGGUUGACGAAUUUGCUCCGCGCUAUGGUCGAAUAUGCCGAUAUGAGCCCGCAGUUGGGCAGGGUGUUCGACUUCCAAUGCUGGGCACUCUGUGAGCAGUAUCCGGACAUAUUCUUAGAGGUGUUGGGGAAGCCGGUUCUUCACGAAGAUCCACGGCAGAAGAAGAUCGGACAAGGACUGGGAAGUAGAGCCGCCAGCAGGACAAUUACGAAAUGUUGUACGUCGCUGCAUCAAAAAGUAGAACAUGAAGAUGUGAAAAGAAUAAUUUUUGAGUUGUCCUCUAUGGCACCAAUGGAAGGAGGAGAUGAAAGCUGCAUGUUGGACGAUUUUUUUGGUGAGAUAGUCGCCGUUGUUGGUGGAGGAGUAGAUCACUUCGUGGACAGCACCACGGAAGAAGAGAAAGAAGUUGAAGAAGUGGUGGAAGGGAUGCAAACCGACGAUCUGGGACCCCAGGAUUGCGACGAAGACGAGGUGACUCGACUGUUCCUGCAAGCUCAAGCCGAGUUAGAAGAGGAGGAACAAGAGCAAGAGCUGCAAGGCAAAACUACACUUUUAGGGGAUCUGUUGGAUCCCGCUAACUUCAUCCUCGGAGAGGACAGCAUGGCUCUUGAGCACGAGGCCGUCGAAGAGCAACUACAGAGCCAUCAUCAGAGACCACCACUACAGCAGCACAAAACUAAUUAUGUCGGAGAUCGCGAAUUGACAUUGGCUGAUCUCCAAACAAUUGCUUGUGACUGUGCUUCUGUACAAAAACGAUUGCAAUCUCUGUCGUUUCGUAAUGGACCCCUAACCCGAGGUCGCAACAGCAUGACUGGCAAUGGUGGGGUGCUCGGGCGGACCACUAUAGGAGCUCAAGAAUUAGAAGGAGCUCAACAAUUUUUAGGACCUGCUCCAGUAAUUCCUGCAGUGGACCACGCUGCAGCAGAAAAUCAACAACAAAUUCUUGGAGCACAACUUGAUCCCUCAUGUACGGUUUUUCCUUCAAACACUGCUUUUCCUUCAGUGGUUCUGUCGGGGGAAGACUCAGGUGGCGCAGGAGCUGCAGGCGACAAGAAACGCUCGCGGGCCUUAUCGUCCAUGACCGCCCACAGCUCUGGCUCCAGUGCGUCAGGUGGCAGUCAAAUUGCAGUCGUGGAUAUCGAUGAUAUCGGUUUGGAAUGGACGGAGAAUGAAAAUGUUGCGAACUUAGUUCUUAAGCCUUCUAGUUCUACUACGAGCAGUACGAAUCAACGUCAGCAAUCUUCGACGUACGACUCUACUUCGACGACCGAUGCUGGCUCUUCUUUGUCUGACGAGGGCAAAAAUGAGUCUUUCAGUACAAAUUGGGCGACUUCUGCGAAAAUGGGAACCGGUAAAACUUUUUUUACUUCUGCAGCUUCCGGAACUUCUGCUCCUUCCGGAACCGUGGGUAAGAAGAUCACUACUUUCUCUAAUACCACUUCUACCUCAGAAACAAGUGUCCACCAUGAAAAUGCCAAGAAGAAUAAGACGACUUCUAUUUCUUCUCCUCCAAAAUUUGUGCUCUCGACUUUCGCUUUGAAUUGCAGUAAUGAGUGCGUUCCUUCAGUCCUGGGCAUCGCUGUGGAUCAGUUAAGGCUUUUUCAAAGACACUUUUUCGAAAACAUCCUGGAGAAUGAAUGGUAGUUGUUUAUAAUCUUCUUUAUUUUGUUGGUCUUGAGGCACUUCUGUACCUCACGCUAGGUCUAAAUGAGUGAAUGAAUUGGCUGUUCCGGUUCAGCGGCCACGCUGUCUUCGAACUUGAUCUCCAUAGUCUUGCUCACUGAAUCUUCCAUAGUCUUGCUCACUGAACUCCUCCUCCAUAGUCUUAAGAAUGCACUUUCUUCUCCAGUUUAUAUAAGAUUCGGGGGGUGAGCUUCUUCUCCAGUUUAUAUAAGAUUCGGGUGAGCUCUAAAUCAGUACGUUUCCCUGAGUAAACCGGAUGCGAAAUUACCCUCAGAGCUUUUGGAUCGAGUGCGACGGGAUCACGAUCAACAGAUGAAGACAUCUUCAAUGGGGAAAUCUAGUAGUAGUAGUGCGGUGUCUACUAAGUUCAAGACAUCUUCAAUGGGGAAAUCUAGUAGUAGUAGUGCGGUGUCUACUAAGUUUAAGGCACAGAAAAACCCAACCCUUUACACAGCCCAUUCUUCUCAUUCCCCUUUUACACAAGGGGAAUCCAUACUGGGUUGCUGGCGUAAGGUUGGGCUUUUCUCUUCGCUAAUAAGUCUACUACUUCCAAGAAGAAAGUAGACUUGACGAUGACAGAAGCCGUAAAGUCGCGACGUGCUCUCUUUUUCCAGGUGAUUCAAUUAAGGCUGUUGGAAGUACGUAGCUAUUUAAGGAUAAGAAUUCAACACAAGCUGACUGAAUAGUUUAAUAAUCCUCUUAAUCCAACAACAAGCUAGACUAGCGGGUAGAAUUCGUCAGGGAAAUCUUAGGCAGAUAGCCGAGUAGAUUCGUAUCAUCAAUAAUCCUCUGAUGAAUCUUCCGCCUCUAAUUUGAUUAAGGCUACCGCUGGACCAUAUCCUGAAUGUCAUCCUUGGCCCAUUUUUCAAGGAGAAAAAGGGACCAGGGAGGUUCUCGGGGAUGCGAGCGCGGUAGCUCUAAAUGUAGAGGUAGAAUAGAAUAUCCAGAUCGUCUUCCUAGCAUCUAAAUGAAUUUGUCAUUGCCCUUUGCUUAAGAACAUGACAUCCCCAGUCGCAUAUCAGAUGUUGCCUCUUAUCAUCAAUCAACCGAAGUUGACUGAAUAGUUUAAUAAUCCUCUGAUGAAUCUUCCGCCUCUAAUUUGAGAAGUACUCCGACUCCGCAUGCACGUCGAUCUGGAUGUGAAAGUGCAUUUGGAUUCAUCCAAAUUCUUCCCCAUGAAGUAUGGCGCUAGUUUGCGAGGCUUUCUACGCAGUGCAGGAGUAGGGCGCCAACAUCCAGAGCUGGUUCAGUUGUUUAGAGAUGUUUUGUAAGAGAGUGUUGAGAAUUACAAAUAUCUGUAAGCUACACUAAGAACAAAACCGCGGGUAGGUAAAAAGUUUUUCAGGGUCUUUUGUUCCGGUGGGACGCUCGCCAAGAAAGCAUGUUUUGUAAGAGAGUGAGAAUUCUCUGUUAUACAUAGAGGUAGUAGAUUGAGUGAUUUCUUUGAUACAAAAAUCUUGAACGGAAUUAUUGAUCAUGUGGGUUGUAACUGACUGGUCAUACAAAAAGUCUCGAUGUAGUUGAGUCGAAAUGUUGAGCUGCUUUUUCUUUCGGAGGCAGAUAGCUGCAUGAUAGUACACGACUAAAUCAAUGUAACCAUUUAUUUUUGGAGUUUACUUUUACUGCAGAAAUCUGAGCACGCAUCUUGACGGAAAUGACAUAGCAGAACUCUACCAGCACAGCUCUUCUCUUAAAAUCCUUAGGCAGAACUCUUAAUACUUGAACUGAACAUAUAAUGACACAAGGAAUAUAAAUAUGACGAUAAUUAUUUUUUGGCCCAACCAAGUACUAAGUCCCCGAGAAAGAUUCUUUUCUACGUCUUCGCGUUUUUGAAUGAGUUCUACUGUCGCUGGUCAAGAAUGUUCACGUGGGACACAUUGCUGAGCUUGUUAGACAAUUAUUAAGUCCUACAGAUAUUGAGAAGAUGUUAUCGAAUCAAUUGAUAUGAAGUCCUGAUGAAGAUUUCUCUUCUAAUUCUUGGCACAAGAUGUUGGGUCAUUCGAAUGAUCUACUAUCUUGACCUUGAACGUAAGCAAUGCGAUCGAUGAAUGCGAUCGAUUAACAUCGAUGGUUUUCAUAUUCUGCAUUCGGACAUGACGCUGUGAUAGGAAAGUUCCGUUUGGUGAGGAUGCAAGCUACGGUAGAGAUACAGGCCAAACUGUGGACGGCGAAUCACUUCCUAUCCUAUCCUACUGUAUUGACAUUCAUGCAGCGGGGGAACCAACAACUUUGAAUUACUAGUACUACCUCUCUCUUGCUCAUGGCGAAGAGCAGAACCCUGAAAGGAGUUGACGGC
Messenger RNA from Amoebophrya sp. A25, 7177 nucleotides. NCBI's taxonomy places the organism in Eukaryota, Dinophyceae, Syndiniales, Amoebophryaceae. The record is from the annotation of a GenBank genome assembly.